Cucurbita moschata (crookneck pumpkin) is the source of this 1553-nucleotide messenger RNA. RefSeq names its product protein TIFY 6B-like. Gene Ontology annotation, biological process: regulation of jasmonic acid mediated signaling pathway; response to wounding; regulation of defense response. NCBI's taxonomy places the organism in Eukaryota, Viridiplantae, Streptophyta, Magnoliopsida, Cucurbitales, Cucurbitaceae. Gene Ontology annotation, cellular component: nucleus. The coding region runs from base 175 to 1260 and encodes 361 amino acids. The transcript has 7 exons. The record is from RefSeq and is a predicted model, not a curated record.
UCUCGCAUUGAUAUUAAAAAGCGCUGAAAUUCUCUCGUAUUUUUUUUCUCUGCCUAUUUCUCUCUCAGUGAGCGCUUAACUUUCAUGGUCUUGGAGCUCGAAACUGGCUCGAUUCUUCAUCGCUUCGAAACUCUGCAGGUAUUUUUUCGGCGUUAAUUCUUUCGAGGAUUUCAAAUGGAGAGAGAUUUCUUAGGUUUGAACUCGAAGAAUGACGCUAUGGCGUCGAGAGAAGAUUUCUCAGAUUCUUCUAAGAAUUCAGGCAUGCAGUGGGCAUUCUCAAACAAAGUUUCUGCUCUUCCCCAGUUGCUGUCUUUCAAGGCUGCUCAAGAUGAGAAGCAAAGGAAAAUUGUUGUUGAUCCAUUGGUCUCUUCUGACCUUUCAAAUCUUACCCAUAGGCCAUAUUCUUCUGUGAUUCAGAAGAAUGUAGUUCUAGAUAAGAAGGCUGGUAACCAGUAUGCAAUGGCGGUUUAUCCGUUCCAAAAUGGCGAGGCGAUUUCGGUACAUCGUUCACAAGAUGUGAAGAUGUUUCCCAUCUCGAACCAAACUAAAACUAACAAUGCUGUUCCUGUGGCUUUCAAUGUUCCGGUGUUUCAAUCCCAGUUGGUUUCUUCUGGCCAAGCUGUGGUUGGUUCCAAUGUUAACUUGCAGCCAUUUGGUGGUGUUCCAAUUGCGACCUCUGUUUCUGUUCCUUUCACGAGCUCGGUCAUCGGUAGCACUGAGCUAAGGAAUGCUUCGAAACCUCCAGGUUCAACGCCGCAGCUGACAAUCUUCUAUGCAGGAUCUGUUUGUGUUUAUAAUGAUGUAUCUCCUGAGAAGGCUCAGGCUAUAAUGCUUCUGGCUGGCACUGGAGGGCUGCCUCAAACAGAAAACAACGUACAUCCCAUCGGUCAAGUGAAGGCAUCAUUCCCCAACGAAAACUUCCAAGGAAUGCCACUCCUCGGCCUUUCAAGUCCGCCUUCUGUUGCACAUUCUAAGAGUCCUAAUGCAGGGUUAGGAUCUUGUAGUAAAAUUGAGCUACCUGCUGCACCAAAACGUAUACAAACCCCAGCAUCCCAUUCAAACUAUUCCGAACCUCCUAAGGAUGCUCGUUCCAUUGCACCGAUUACUACGACAUUCAUACCUGCAGCUGUGCCUCAGGCUCGAAAAGCAUCCUUGACUCGGUUUCUAGAGAAGCGCAAGGAACGGAUAAACACAUGCCCCUACAAUAUUGGAAAGAAAGCAUCAGACUGUUCAUCCACAACCUUGGAUCUGAUGGCCUGAUGUCUCUCUCGCUUUGGACAUACAAAAUCGGUUUGUCCUCCAUAUUAGAGAAUUGGAUAUAAAGCAAAAUUUGUCAAUCUGUUAGCUUAGAUUGAUUCUUGGUUUUGUUUUUUUUAUAUAAUUUUCUUUUGUUCAAUUGAAAAGCGCAGUUAGUUUCGAUUGAACAAUAUGUAACUUAGUUGCUCCAUGUUUAUGUAAAAUAUUGCUUUUUAUUUACACCCAGAGAAAAAAAAAUGGGAUGAUAUUUUGUAUGUAAAACUAUUCUGAAUGAUUCUAUAUUGUUCUUUCCUCUA